AUGGCUACCGGUAUCUCAACUUCAGACUAUCUUAGCAUCAACAAUCUCGCCUUUGAAUGGGCAGAGAGCUACGACACUAAGGACUGGGGCCGUCUGAAAGAAUGCCUUGCACCCGCGAUCCGCCUAGACUUUAGUUAUCUCCGUGGGGAAAAACAUGAGAAUCUCACCCCGGAAGCGUAUUCGACCAUCCUCAUUGGCAUGAUUGGAGACAAGCGGUUGAAGACGCAGCAUCUCCUAGGCGUGGGACAGUGGGAGCUCCAGAGUGACGGUGUCGUCCGCGUCGCGUGGCAGAUCCGAGCGGCCCAUAUACGAUAUGCCGACGAGACUCUCGCAGAGGUGACAAACCACGGCCAUGGCCACGGCGUCACCACUCAUUGGUACAAGAAGGUUGACGGCGUUUGGAAGAUAGAGGGCGUCGCGCCUAGACUUGAGUUCCAAGAGUAUGACUUAUUCGGCACCCUUGCGGCGCCUGAAGAAGUAAAAAAUUAA
Messenger RNA from Trichoderma aggressivum f. europaeum, 489 nucleotides. RefSeq lists its product as uncharacterized. Bases 1 to 489 code for a protein of 162 amino acids. NCBI's taxonomy places the organism in Eukaryota, Fungi, Ascomycota, Sordariomycetes, Hypocreales, Hypocreaceae. The record is from RefSeq and is a predicted model, not a curated record. Gene Ontology annotation, molecular function: scytalone dehydratase activity. The transcript has 2 exons. Gene Ontology annotation, biological process: melanin metabolic process.